Molecule: messenger RNA, 4456 nt
Organism: Siniperca chuatsi (mandarin fish)
Lineage: Eukaryota; Metazoa; Chordata; Actinopteri; Centrarchiformes; Sinipercidae
Exons: 11
Coding region: 67-1944 (625 amino acids)
Source: RefSeq, a predicted model, not a curated record
GUUGCUGUGUAUCAGUCUUAAUUGUAUUUUUGUCAUAACCUUGACUCUUGGAUAUUCUCCAAAACCAUGAAUGGGAGUCAAUGCAUAUGGAUCCUCAAUGGCAUUUUGCUCAUGCUGACAUCUGUGGCGCUGGCAGGUAAUCUUCUCCAAAAUGUGGCACUGAAUCAAAACGCUAUCCAGUCUUCACAAAACGGCUCAGCUGCUGCUGGCAGGGCAAUUGAUGGGAACAGAGACCCGAGUUUUAAAAGUGGAUCCUGUUCCCUCACCAAUGAAGAGUCUGAUCCCUGGUGGAGGGUAGACCUGCAGAAUGUGUACAAAAUCACUGCUGUAAUGAUAACCAACAGAGAUGAACAGGAAAACUGGCUGAAUGGUGCUGAAAUCUGGAUUGGAAACUCAAUGGAGACCAACACUAAAAACAUCAGGUGUGCAGUAAUCUCUCACAUUCCGAGUGGACGCACGUUAUACUUUUCAUGUGGCGCUACAGAGGGACGCUACGUCACUGUGCUUCUCCCGGGAAGCCACAAGGUUCUAAGUCUCUGCGAAGUUGAGGUGUUCCCUGUAAACUAUGCACAUCCUUUAGCCAAUGUGGCACUGAAAGGAGAUGCCACCCAGUCAUCAACGCUUUCUUUCGCUGCUGCCUCCAAAGCCAUCGAUGGGAGACGGAACUCAUAUUACAGCCGUGGGUUCUGUAGUCACACUGCCGAGGACGAGACCAACCCCUGGUGGAGGGUGGACCUACGAUGGACAUAUAUAGUCACAUCUGUCAAAGUCACCAAUAGAGGAGACUGUUGUGCUGAGAGACUGGAUGGAGCUGAGAUCCGAAUUGGGAACUCACAGGAGAACAACGGAAACAACAACCCCAGAUGUGCUUCCAUCUCCCACAUCAGAGCGGGUAAAACCUACACAUACCACUGUGAUGGAGGCAGCAUGGAGGGUCGCUUUGUGAAUGUGAUUAUCCCUGGAAAGAGCAAGACUCUCACUCUCUGCGAAGUGGAGGUGUAUGCUGCCCCAGCAGUGGAACCUCUGCCAAACGUGGCCUUAAACAGACCAACAGCACAGUCAUCGAUUUUGCCGUUUUCUAAUUCGAAAGCCUCUAAUCCUGUCAGUGGGUGUAGAAGUGGAUUAUUUAAAUGCUGUUCCCAUACUAUCAUGCAGUCCAAUCCCUGGUGGAGAGUAGACUUGUUAGCUGUGCACAAGGUUCGUGCUGUCACCAUUGUCAACAGAAAAGACUGUUGUUCUGAAAGGCUACUGGGUGCACAGAUCCUGAUUGGGAACUCACAGCAGCACGAUGACAACAAAAACCUCAGAUGUGGUAUUAUCUCAUCGGAAAUGGGUACAUCAGUACACACCUUCCAGUGUGCAGACAUGGAAGGUCGCUACGUCAUUGUAAUCAUUCCAGGACUUUUUAAGAUUUUGACACUGUGUGAAGUGGAGGUGUAUGCUUCUAUGACUGUGCCAGACGUUGUCACUUCUCCUCCUCCUACUGCUCCUCCUCCUCCCACUGUGAGCAUGCAGCUGAGUGGCAGGAAUGUGACGAUGGUGGGAGAGAGGCUUUGCUGGUCUGAUGCUCUGUUCUACUGUAGACGUCACCACUGGGACCUGCUUAGCCUUCGCAGCCAGGAAGAGCAGAGUGAGGUGGAGCAGCUGUUGAGCCGCAGUCCUUUCCCCCUCACAGACUUUGUCUGGCUGGGACUGCGCAGAGACAUCAUGCGCGACAGGUGGUUCUGGAUGUCUGGUGAUUCUAUGAAAUUCACCAAAUGGCCACGAGAUUUGGCCCCUCACCGUUAUUCUAACCCCUGUGGAGGCAUGGCCAGAGGAAAGCGCUUCCUCUGGGAGCACCAGCCUUGUGCUAAGCUCCUCAACUUCAUCUGCCUAUCAGGUGCUGAGGACAGAGUCCAAAGAGUGUAUUUCUACAGCACCCGCGAAGUCCUUAGUGAGGAUUAACAAAAUUGAAAGCUAUAUUUUUAAGUUAUAAAUAGCAAUUUCCUGCUCUCCUUGUAUGACAUCAGCUAGUGUUUGAAUGGCACUUCAAGAUGUUGUGUUUCUGCACAAAACAUAGAUCAGAGCCCAAAGUGUCAAUAUCAAAGCAGUCAUUCAUGCACUCAUUUUCAUGCUCUUCAUAUGUGGGUGACACUGUAAUCUCAUGUAACUAGGCAUCUGUCUGAUGGAGGUUGGAGGUCUCAAUCUCUCCAGACCCCUGAGAGUUAGCUGAGACCAAGAUUGUAAGAUCAUCUGAUCUCAGCUAAGAGCCUGUUUUUACUUCUUUUUUUUCCUAAUUGUUUUAUUUAUUUAUUGCAUUUCUGUAGUGGUGCACCAUAUGUGGUUUCUGUUAACGAUACUCCCAUUUUGGAUGAACUGAGUUGAAAUCACAUGUGAACCACUGGUUUAAAUGUAACAAAACCCAUUAUUAAUUCAUACAUUAUAAUCUCAACAUAAAUAGUGACUGUACAAAAGUGUGAACUUUCAUUCCUUCAUAAUAUAUCCCUCAGUGUGUUUAUGAUGUGUUUCAUCCCUCAGUAAGAUGCACAGUACAUGUAGCUGUAAAAUUCCUUGCCUGAAUAUGUUAUUAUUAUAUCACUUUAGCUGGUUUUGUAAUGUGGGAAAGAGAUUGAAGAGAUGUGAAAUGCAGAACUAAACUAUCAAUAGCAAUGUUCACUACAUCAAAAGUAGUUAAAUUUGCAUUAAAACAACAGAAAAUGUGAUACUUGUGCAUAUUUAUUCUGUGUCUGAUUGACGUUGAGGUAGGAAAGAAUUUAUUAAUUUCCAUAUUGUGCUAGUGGAGUGCAAAUAAAGCUGAAUGAUUGUUGAUGUGAGUAGAGUAAAUUUUUAAUAAUCAAACAGGAAAUAGCAUAAAUAUGGAAAUAAACAUUUGUCAACCAGUUAUGGCCUCAGACAUGUUGGACUGUGGACGUUUAUGAUCUACCUGCUCAGGUUAUACACUUGCAUAUUAAUGUACCGUGAGAGAACUUGCAUUAGGUGUGGCACAAUCCCGAGGGCUUAAAAGGAAUUGCACAAGUGCCAAGUGUGAAUAAUAAGUGUAACUACAACAGCAUUAAUAAAUGUGCAAUAUAAACAGAGCUAGAGACGCAGGAGGGAUGAACACAACGACAGGUAGGGCCAGAUAGAGGUUAGUCCUUUGCCAGGUGUGUGUGUGCUGAGUCACGACUUUCACCCAGCACUGACACUAUACCCCUCUACCACAUUUUGCAUGUUUUCUGAAAAUUUCUAUGCUUCUAUUCUAUCUGAUCAAAUGCUUUUGAAACCCAAUAUGUCACUUUGCAUUUAUCGCACUUGAUGGACAGGUAUUCACCAUCACUCCCUCAUACCCCUCACCCACACUUUUGUUUGAUCUUUUUUCUUUAUGUUUAUGAUAAACUAGAAACAAUCAAAAAUAUGUCACGUAGUUCAGACACAGCAAGGAAUGUUGUCAGCCCUGUUGGACUUGAAAAGCUGCUCUGUUCUUUAGCCAGAAACAAAUGUGUUUUUUAUGAAACAAUAUCUAAGAGAUUCAAGCAAGAGGCAAGUGUUUACCUCCAUCGGUUGGGAUCAUUUUUAUUAUUCUUUUCAUAUAAGAGGUCCCCUAUAGAAGAUCACCUCUAUUUAUGGUUGAGCUCCCUUUCCAGCCUCUACUUUUCUGUUAUUGCAAUGUCAUUUAAUAAACACAGGGGAGCGCUGUUGAACUAUUUUAGUGGCUGUUCAAAACUGACUCCAUUCCUUCUCUCACAGCGGUCUAAACAUAAACCAAAGAGGUUAAAUUUAGCAACCAGUGUGGCACCAUUAUGGGGUAAUAAAGCCAUGAAAGACAAGAGAAACUGUGUGUGUGUCAUGGCAACUCAAACCUAUAAUGUGACACUAUGUAUAUAUUAGGGAAAGCAAGCCUCCAUCAGCAUGGUAUAAACAUAUAAACAUGGCAUACAGGGAAGGUGCAGUAAAACAUAGUGGAAUGAAAAUAAUAAAAAUUAGCAAAGAUGCAUAAAUACUCACAUAUUUCCUGACAGCUCUGAGACUACACAUUUUUAAUGGGGCAUGGAGUGUGAAAGACACUGGCAUUUACUAGGUAGGGGAAGUCUAAUGAAAAAUGGUGUUGAGUUGCAUUAUGGGAAAUGUAGGAUCCGACAUUUUGGAGCUUGAUCCAUACUUGGGACUAAAAGUCAGGCUAUCACGACCUCUGCUGCAUCGAUUUUGACCAUUCUUUUUAUAAUGUGUCUCAUGCUUGUCUCCCAGUGUUGUGGAAGCACAAUACUAAAUCGCUGAAGUUGCCCUUUAAGCCUUCUUUAAUGUCAGAUGUGUGACAAAAGGGCAAAUUCAAUGACCCAGGAAAGAAAUGUAGGUUACUUCAUAGAGACAAUUUACAACCUUCACAAUGUUCUGGUGGAGUAAAAUCCAUUCCUCUAAAAAUUAACUAUUUGUAAAUGCAAUUUGGCGUGUGUUUGUUCCCUAUCAUGUAAAAAUGGUA